GUAAACACCCACAACAAAUAUCUGAUAACACUAGUAUUGAUUUGCAUACGAUUAUUACAUCACAAGACUGUGACAGUUCAUCCAUACAUAGAAAAUGACUGGUAAAAUGGGUUCUACGAUGGCAACUGGUCCAGCAGUUGCAUGCAUGAAAACCUUGUUAAUGGUUUUCAACUUCUUAUUUUGGGUUACUGGUAUAGCCAUUCUAGCUUUAGGAAUAUGGACCAAAGUAGAUUUGUAUAAAUAUAUGGAACUAUCCUCUAUAUACUACAAAGAAUCUCCAUACAUUCUGAUAGGAGUUGGUGUGGCCAUUGUGGUUGUAGGAUCCUUGGGCUGUUGCUGCACAAUUAAAGGAAAUACCAUACUCUUAUAUACGUAUGCUGCAUUCCUUAUUGUUAUAUUUGUUGUAAUGCUUUCCACAGGAGCAGCAGGAUUUGCCUACAAAGGAAAGCUGGAAAAAGGAUUUAGAGAUGGACUAAAGAAUGCAUUGAACCAGUAUGGCAAUGAUACAGAAAUCUCUACAGGAAUGGAUGAUCUCCAGCAAAAGUUAAAGUGUUGUGGGAGUAUGGAUUACACAGACUGGUUUACCACAAGUUUUGCAGGUGGAGAAAAAAAAGUACCAACUUCCUGCUGUAAAGAUGGAAAAAGUACCUGCCAACAUACAAACUUACCUGAUAAUCCACCAACUAAUGCAACUAUGGAAAUCUACACACAGGGAUGCUAUGGUACUGUGUUGGACUUUAUGCAAGGAAACAUGGGUGUGAUUGGUGGUGUGGCUCUAGGAAUAUCAUUCUUGCAGUUAUUUGGUGCUUUGUUUGCCUGUUGUCUGGCUAAGAAUAUAAACAAAUCUAAGUAUGAGCAAGUGGCCUGAGGCAGAUAUAACUUUUUAUUCCUGUACUGUAUUGUUACCUUGUGUGCAGAUCUGUUGUCUGUUAUACUAUCUAGAGAUUUAAACUUGUUACUCACAUACUCUUUUACUGAAGUUUUAUUGAAUAAUGUAUGUUACUUAAAAUAUGUUAAAAGAAGAAAUUGUACCGCAUUUGUAAAUAUAAAAAAAAUAACUUAAAAAUUUGAAUCAAAAGUAACAAUGUUAUCAAAGGAUACAUUUCUUGUCAUCUAUAAGCAUGUGAUAAUUCUAAUAAAUUUAAAAAACCAAAAUUGAAAAUCUGAAAUCAAUGUUUAAAAUUGAAAAAUCUUUAUUAUUAUGUUUUGGGCAUUGAAUAAUUUUGAUGCUUCCUUUGUUUCAACUCAAUUCAAAGUUUAGAAGUCGAAAUUACGUUCUUUCUUAAAGACCUGAUCUAUGUGUAGUGCAGAAUUCUGUAUUUCAUUAUUUCACUAUUUGUAAAUCAUAAGACACAGUCAUGAAGUAUUGUUAAAGGAUAAAUUUUAGACAAUUUACUCAAAUAAGGACUGUACUUUGGUGGUAGACUUAUCACAUGCUGUGAAGAAUCAUCAGGCAUAUCAUAUUUAUUAAUGUCAUUGCAUCAGCAGAACUAUAGAAUGAAAAGGUUAUUUUUAGACUUGUUUGAAUUUUAACCAAUUUAGAAUUGAGAACUAAAGAAGGAAUAGAGUAUAAAUCUGCUAAGAAAUAGAGAAAUUUUAAUAUUUAUGCAUUGUCAGUAUAAGAAAAAAAUAUACUUAUGAAAGUAUUGAAUUUGAAAUUUAUUCCAAUUUAAAAGUCUGUGAUUUUUUAUUAGAGAUACUAAUUUGUCAGAAUUUAAAAAUAUGUUAAUUUUUUCUUUGAUAGUUUAUAGAGUUGAAAUAAUAAUGUUAUUUGUUAAAGCUUUACCAAUUCUACUCAAUCAUUGUUGUAAAUGUAUGUAUUUAGCAUAAUUUUAAUGCAAUUGUUAAUUAUAUUUUAUGCUAUUAUUGUUUAUACUUUGUAUUGUUUUGUAAUUUUUUUUUUACAAAGCUUAAAAAAUUGUUAGAAGUAUUGGGAAUUUAAUCAAAUUAAUUUUUUUUAUUGAUAUUUAAUUUCAUUGAAAUAUGUUUUUAUGUUGAUUUAAAAAAAUCUUGCUAUGUUUAAAUUCAAUUUUUUGAUAAUGAAAUGAAAUAAAAUUAAGAGACUGGUUUACAUUUAAUACUCACUCAUUUUAGUAUUUGAAAGAUAAUUUGUAAAGAUAGAAAAUGUAUUGGAUUAUUAUCAAAAUCAUUUUAAAAUUAUUUAAAAUUAUUUUAAGUCAUUUAUAAUUUAUACUUAUGAUAUGUAACCCUGAAGUGAGAAACAGUUUGCACACUUUCAUGUAGUCUGUGUCAUCUCUGCAACAAUAAAAAUCAUUUACAAAAGUUUUAAGCAUUUUGUUUUGUCAUUGUAAAGAAUUGCUCCUAUAUUAUUUUCAUGUAUUUUUUGCAUGAUUUGAUUAAAUUUUGUGAAUACAAUUUUGUGAUUAAAUCCAUGCCUUACUUGACUUACACUAGUAAUCAAAACCACUGAGUUUAUUUUGACAAACCACCAAAACUGUGAAAUAAGCAGUUAUAAUACCAAAUCAAAGUUCAUUGUCACAAAAUUAAAAAAAAUACCUCAUUUUUACUUUAUGCUAGACUGUGAUGCAAACAUUCCUGGAUACCAGUAGUAAAAUUUGAUUAAAGAACUUUACAGAUUCAGAAAUGAUAAUAUUAUGUUAUUUAUUGUAAUAGGUUUCAAUAAGAUACAUAUAGCAGGAAUCAUUUUCAAUUGAAUCCUUAACCUUCAGUUUAAAUAUGGUCAGUAGAUUUGUGACUAAACCAUAUGUUUUUUUUAAAUGAAAUAAUUUUGUUAGAACUGUGUGUUAAAUUUUGGCAUUGCUCGUGUUAUAAAGUUUUAUAUAUACUUUUUUUUAUACUAAUAAUUAAAUAUUUAUUUUAAUCUCUUAUCAUCUACUGUAAUCCAACCUACUGUUGUGCAUGUUAAACAAAAUUGCCCUGAAUAUAUCAAGUAUGAAUUUUGGCUAGAAAGGGGCAUAACAGGCAUUAAGGUUUCAGAAAAGGAACAAAAAAUGGUACAAUUGUUUCAUAGUUGGGAAACCUAGAUUUAUUAACCAAUCAAGCUACCAAUGAGACAAGUAUUCAUCCAAGUCACAAUUUAUAAAAGUAAACCAUUAUUGGUCAAGUACAGUCUUCUACACCUAGCUUAGUCUUACACCGAAUAGCAUGCUAUACAGGGCCCUAAAAAACCUAGAUAUUUUGUGUGUCAAAAUAUAUUGAUGCUUUCAUAUGCUUUCCCUUAUAUGUUUAUUUUAGUGUUAUAGAUAUUUAUUUGUUUUAUUUUGUUUGCAGUAGAUUAAGGUUAUGGCAUUAUAAUAUAAAAUAUAUUGAUGGAAUUUAUAUUAACAUUUAUUUGUAUAAUUGUUAUAGAAAUGUUAGAAUUAUUUUGUUUAGUGGAAGAUUUCAUUUCAAGUAUAAUUGAUAAAAUUAUUUAAUCCAUUUAUUAACAUUAAUUAUAUAAUUGUCUGAUAUAUAUAUUUUAUAUUGAGUUCAGUUUUGAUUUUAUCUGUCGAAACACUUCAGCAUAAGGCAUUAAGUGAAUCUGAUUGUUUUAAAAUGUCUGUUAAAGGGCAUAUUAAAAUUAAAGUAAUCUUUGUAUUUGUACUAAAAUUAUGAACAUAAUAAGAAAUAUACAAUUCCCAAUAUUGUCUUCCCUUACUAAUAUACUACAAUGUUAAACUUUUAGUUCCCUAUGUAAAGUGAUAGCUAUCUGUUUAUCCUUAAGUGCUCACAAGUAUUUGAUUUCCAAAAAUCUUUAGUAUUGUUUAUAUUUAUGUUGUAAAGUCCAGUGCUUUCUGUGAUUCAAUUCCAUAGAUACUGCAGUAAAUUUCAUUACUUAUUUUUCUUCUAUUCAUUAAAGAAAUAUUUCAUGUGAUAUUUUGUCUCAACUAAGUAUACAAAUAUUUUAGUUUUAGAGCAUAUCAUACAUUUUUAUUGAAACAGCAUAGUUUUAGUUGUUAAUAUUUUGCCUUUAAAAAGUCUGUGAAAUAAAUAAGGCAAUGGUUGAUAUCAGAAUAUCUAGUAGCUAUUUAGUUUGAGAUCAUACUGGAUGCACAUAAUAUAUUGUAGGUUUCAUUUAGUAAAAAUAAAAUUUGGAAAUUUGGAACAAAUUCAAAUAGGUUAUGUAACCAGGGAUCUAUGUAUGCAAUUAAUCUAAAUUAUUAAAAGAUAUAUCAACAUUUGAAUGAAAUAUUACUACAUAAAAGACAGACACACUAAUAAUACUUUGUCUUCAGUUUAAAACUAUUUUGUGUGUCAUACAUGAUGUUUUCUACACCUUUUACUCAUUGUGCAAUAUUUUGUAUACUUUUUUGUCCCUUAUAAGAAUUUCAAAUUUCUUACUUACAUGUUAUUAUUGUUGUCAAUUGUAUUAGAUAUUUGGAUUAAGUUGAAACUUUAUUAUUAAUAAUUGUUUAAUGUAUAUUUGCAAUAUAAUAUAGGUUAUUUCAUGCUUA
Molecule: messenger RNA, 4415 nt
Organism: Mytilus trossulus (common blue mussel)
Lineage: Eukaryota; Metazoa; Mollusca; Bivalvia; Mytilida; Mytilidae
Product: tetraspanin-7-like
Exons: 7
Coding region: 95-868 (257 amino acids)
Cellular component (GO): plasma membrane
Source: RefSeq, a predicted model, not a curated record